Messenger RNA from Syngnathus typhle (broad-nosed pipefish), 1969 nucleotides. It is a transcript of the gene tp53i13, whose product is annotated as tumor protein p53 inducible protein 13. The transcript has 9 exons. Gene Ontology annotation, cellular component: cytoplasm. The record is from RefSeq and is a predicted model, not a curated record. NCBI's taxonomy places the organism in Eukaryota, Metazoa, Chordata, Actinopteri, Syngnathiformes, Syngnathidae. The coding region runs from base 38 to 1621 and encodes 527 amino acids.
AGUAGCCUGACUUCAUGGCGUUUUUUCUCGCACCCUGAUGACUAUGCCGAACCACACGGUGUCCGUGCUGGCCGCACUGUGGUUCUGUUUUGGCCGACACGUCUUCUGCGACUAUCUGAGGCCAGAUUGUGAUAAUGGAAAGUUGCUUGUGGAAAGGGAUCUACCUGCAGAUGCCAUCUACUGGAGCUGUCCUGCUCCCGCUGCUUGGUUAAACUCCACUCAGAGGUUCUCCAGUGUCACCACAGUGUAUGAUCUCGAGCUUCCCAGGCCGGUUUGCAUAAAUGAGCCAAUUUCUUACCACCACAGCAUCCCCAAUAGCGGUGCGUUCAGGCCAGUCGGAGUACAGAGUGGAGAGUACUUGUACUGUCCUCCUCAACGGUGGCUUAAUAACCUGCAUCAAGGAGCUGCCAUAUUGCUCUACCAUCCCUGCGCAGCCUUCAGCGAGCGUCCGUUGGUGUCCAUCCUUGCCCGCUCAUGUCUCCUCGACUACAUCAUCACUCCUCACCCACAGCUCAACAAAUCCAUGCCUGUAGCCUUGGUGUCUUGGGGGAGAACGUUGGAACUUUCCACUGCGGCUUCUUCAGAUGUUUGCCAUUGGCUGCAGAGCACGACGACCUCGAGUAGUCACAUCAGUGGCAACUACAACUUCCUGUUGACACGCGCUACAGAGCAACAUGAACACACACGUCGAGAGGGACGUCAUGCAAAGACCAAGGAGACUGUGAGGCAAUGCUGUGAGCAGAUAAUCUCAUCAUGGAUUAAAGGAGGGAUCGAGGCCGAGAAAGGUCCCACCCCAAGGACCAGAAACAGGCAAGGGCAAUCGAGGCAGGAAAGGGCUGCGAUCCCACCUAAUGAUGACAUAAAAACAAAUGGAACAUCUCAAGUGUCUCAUGUUUUGACAUACCUGAAAAACAGCGACACACAUGAAGCACGGAUACAUUCUCCAGUGGAUGCAACUCUUACAAAUCUGUCUGAUCCGAGGAAAACUGAAUCUCAAAAUCAGGAUUUGUCAUCCAGAUCUGCAACACAGUUGAGGUCUAAGGUGUCAGGAACUAUACAGAAGAAGAUGGUACUCCUCAAGGUCCCCGAGACUGAUAGACGUCGGCCUGCAGCUAAACACAGCUCCACUGCAGAAGGACAAGCACUGGAAAAUGAAGUGGUAGAUUUGAAAGCGAGAGAGUUGGCGCAGGAAAGUGACACAAAGGGGCAAGAUGAGUCAGCACCUCCAAAACACACUCACCCAGGGCGGGGGACUGACACCGACAACUGUGACACUUGCGCAGCAGGACAACAGUGUGACUGCGUCAAGGACUCCGAAGGCCGAGCCACGCUGGUGAGCGGCGGCUUGGCGAGGACCCGAAGGUCGAAUGACGCGGUGUGGGCUGCGGGGGCUCUGGGCUUCCUGCUGGUUCUCCUCACACUGUCUAUUUUGCACACGCGCCUCUACCGCCAUUGGAGGACCAUGCCCAGUCUGUACUGGCACGACCCACAGCAAGACUACGACAGCGUGGCAGACGUUAUUCAAAGAAGGCUGCAAAUUGCAAAGAGGCGGCGGAAGAGAGGCCGAAGACAAGAGUGUGCUCUCCUGCCCAGCUCCUCGAGCUCGGAAGAGUACAUGUAGAUGACUGAAGGAACCACCGUGUUUGGGAAACUUGUGCAAGAUCGAGUACAUUUGAACCUUUUAGUUUGAGGUUCAUUUCAUAAAGGGACAAUUUUUUUUUUAACAGCAAGUUGUAUAUUUCAUAUUGUAAAAAUUUGCUGUUCAAAUAGUGCACCAACUAAUAGUGUAUUUCUUACAUUAGAAAGUUCAUCAUGUGUGUUAAGUAACAGAAACAGACAUAGCAGCGGCCUAUUUGGGUAAAUUAGUAAUAGGUUCACUCCCGUGACUUUUGCACAAUAGUUGAAAAGAAAGCAGCCAAAACGUGGACAAUUAACUUGUUUUAUUAUUUUAUUACAAAUGUACAGCUUA